AUGAACCCUGUGAGCCAUGUUGCACGAAUCCUUCGAUGCUGGCUUCCACGCUCAGGCUCUUCGAGGUACAAGCGGUUGCUUUGGAGGCCAGAAUUUCCGUCUGACCUGCCACCUGCGCUCCGGCAGAAUGCCGCCAUCCUUCGCCAUGCGGCGCCCGAGGUCUCCCCGCACAAAGCCGUGUUCACCAUACAUGCUUCCCAGAGAAUCUGGGAGAUUGCUUUGGAUCUAUGUGCACGGGGAGCAGUUAAUGACUUAGCUGCCAACAUCAUCUACAGAGCUCUGGCAGCGCUGGACUGCACAGACUGGAACGAGUACAGACGAAGACAGGAAGAAUUCCGGCAAGACUUGUUCACAGCGUGCUCCAAUCUCUUUGAGGUGCAUCAUGUGCAUUCAGGUGCAGAGUGCAUCUUCGGAGUCUUAAACGAGACCACGAUGAGGUCCAUCUCACCUGUAAUGAAGACCCCCAAGCGCCAAAAGCUUCGCGAUCUUGUGGUGGACAUCAUUGAGGAGUGGGUGCUGCUGCACCAGGACUCCUUCAGCCGCAUCAAUGGUAGCAAGCUCCUGGACGUGGUCGGCCCUGCUGCCUUCAUCCAGCUCAUUCCACGGUUUGGCAUCAGCCCGAGAAGCCUCACGCCAGACGAUCUGGAGGUGCUCUUCUACCACUUGGCCGAGGAGGCCCGGGACCUCUUUGGCGUGAUCCGCAUCGGGCUCUCGUUCUUGCCCGUGGAGUCACUGAACGACUCUCUUGGAGGAUCCAGCUGGUCCCUGAGGAGGGUGCUGAAAGUCAUAGAGGGCAGGCAAAGUGAGCACGGACUUCGAUUCUUCCUGGCUCAUCUUGAGCCGAUCUCCUUGCUCUUGCAGGCGCUCGCAGCUCUACGGGAGCGAGACUUGGACACAGGCCUGUCGCGCAACCCCUGGUCCUACUCAACCAGCCUCGUUGUGGAGGCCGAUGUUCGCUCUGGCAAGCCACUCCUGCCGAAGCUGCCGCACAUCUGGCCGAUGCGACCUCCUCCUCUGCUGCCUCCUCCCAGCAAGGCUCCGAUCGACGAGGACGAAGAGAUACCCCGGAAGCAGAGGAUGUGGCUGACAGAUGGGGAGCUGAUGCCUUUGUCUAUUUCACGCCGACGACCCAAGCCUCUGGCAGGGCUGGCUCCGCCCUCUCGCAUGCGCGAUACUUCCUGGCCGCAGCUGGCCUUCGAUCCGGUUGAUGCCUUGUCCGAGGAUUCGGGUGAGAGGAGCCACGUGAGUGUGAAUGCUUACAGCAUUUUGGCCGGAGAGGCGGAUGAAGAU
This is a messenger RNA of Symbiodinium necroappetens, 1290 nucleotides long. The record is from the annotation of a GenBank genome assembly. Lineage: Eukaryota; Dinophyceae; Suessiales; Symbiodiniaceae.